Molecule: messenger RNA, 1083 nt
Organism: Saccharomycodes ludwigii
Lineage: Eukaryota; Fungi; Ascomycota; Saccharomycetes; Saccharomycodales; Saccharomycodaceae
Gene: HOM6
Product: homoserine dehydrogenase
Exons: 1
Coding region: 1-1083 (360 amino acids)
Biological process (GO): aspartate family amino acid biosynthetic process; L-homoserine biosynthetic process
Molecular function (GO): NADP binding; aspartate kinase activity; homoserine dehydrogenase activity
Source: RefSeq, a predicted model, not a curated record
AUGUCUUUUAAAACUGUUAACGUCGCUAUUGUUGGUACUGGUGUUGUUGGUGCUGCCUUCUUGGAUCAAAUUCUAUCCAUGAAGUCUAACAUCACCUACAAUAUCAUUGCUAUUUGUCAAUUAGGUUCCUCUUUAAUUUCUAAAGAUUACAAACCCCUAGAAAUAACCGCUUCUACUUGGAGAUCUGCUAUUGAAAGUUCUGCCUCUUCAGGUUUAUCCACCGAGGAACUAUUGGAAUUUUUAAAAAAAUCUCCUUUGCCAGCUAUUUUGGUUGAUAAUACCUCAAACGAAAAUUUGGCUAAAAGUUAUCCAAAAUUUGUUUCCAGUGGUAUUUCCAUUGCCACACCAAAUAAAAAAGCCUUUUCUUCAAAUCUUUCCUUGUGGAAAGAGAUUUUUACUUUUAGACCAACUGAUGGUUUGGUUUAUCAUGAAGCUACUGUUGGUGCUGGUUUGCCAAUUGUCAAUUUUUUGAAAGAAAUAAUUCAAACCGGUGAUAAAGUUGAAAAAAUUGAGGGUAUUUUUUCAGGUACUUUGUCUUAUAUCUUUAACGAGUUUUCUACGGUCAAACCAAAUACUGUCAACUUUUCCGACGUCGUUAAAGUUGCCAAAAAAUUGGGUUAUACUGAACCUGAUCCAAGAGAUGACUUGAAUGGUUUAGAUGUUGCCAGAAAAGUUACUAUCUUGGCUAGAAUCGCUGGUUUGGAAGUUGAAUCACCAUCUUCUUUCCCAGUUCAAUCUUUAAUUCCAAAACCAUUGGAAACUGUUUCUACUUCUGCAGAGUUUUUGGAAAAGUUGCCUGAAUACGAUUUUGAGUUGAAAAAAUUAAAGGAGGAAGCUGCUUUAGAAAACAAGGUUUUAAGAUUUAUUGGUCAAGUAGAUAUUCCAAGCAAAACCGUUUCCGUUGGUAUUGCUAAAUACGACUUUUCACACCCAUUUGCUUCUUUAAAAGGCUCUGAUAACGUUAUUUCCAUAAAAACUAAACGUUAUACUAACCCUGUUGUUAUUCAAGGUGCUGGUGCCGGUUCUGAAGUUACUGCUGCUGGUGUGUUAUCUGAUGUUAUUAAGAUCGCCGAAAGAGUAUAG